GGGGGCGCUUGCUCCGCACGCGGUGGAGUGGGCGGCGAGUGCAGGCCCGCGAGAAAAUCUGCUUGGUCCCAGGCAGCCGCUGCUGCUCCUUUGAUGUUUUGGUACGCCGUGCGCAUGCGCCUCACAUUAGAAUUACUGCACUGGGCAGACUAAGUUGGAUCUCCUCUCUUCAGUGAAACCCUCAAUCCCAUCAAAAACUAAAGGGAUGUGGAGAGUCCGGAAAAAGGGCUACUUUGGGAUUUGGUCAUUCCCCUUAAUAAUCGCUGCUGUCUGUGCACAGAGUGUCAAUGACCCUAGUAAUAUGUCACUGGUUAAAGAGACGGUGGAUAGACUCCUGAAAGGCUAUGACAUACGUCUGAGACCAGAUUUUGGAGGUCCACCAGUGGCCGUGGGAAUGAAUAUUGACAUUGCCAGCAUCGAUAUGGUUUCUGAAGUCAAUAUGGAUUAUACCUUGACAAUGUAUUUCCAACAAGCCUGGAGAGAUAAGCGGCUGUCCUAUAAUGUAAUACCUUUAAACCUAACUCUGGACAAUAGAGUAGCCGACCAGCUCUGGGUGCCCGAUACCUACUUCCUGAAUGAUAAGAAGUCAUUUGUGCAUGGGGUGACCGUCAAAAACCGCAUGAUCCGCCUGCAUCCGGAUGGGACUGUCCUUUAUGGCCUCAGAAUCACAACCACAGCUGCCUGCAUGAUGGACCUAAGGAGGUACCCGUUGGAUGAACAAAACUGCACUUUGGAAAUUGAAAGCUAUGGAUACACAACUGAUGACAUUGAGUUUUACUGGCGUGGUGAUGAUAAUGCAGUAACAGGAGUAACGAAGAUUGAACUUCCACAGUUCUCUAUCGUAGAUUACAAACUUAUCACCAAGAAGGUGGUGUUUUCCACAGGUUCCUAUCCCAGGUUGUCCCUCAGCUUCAAGCUUAAGAGAAAUAUUGGUUACUUUAUCCUGCAAACGUACAUGCCUUCCAUCCUGAUCACUAUCCUCUCCUGGGUCUCCUUCUGGAUUAAUUAUGAUGCUUCUGCUGCAAGAGUGGCAUUAGGAAUUACAACUGUCCUUACAAUGACCACCAUCAACACCCACCUCCGGGAGACUCUCCCUAAAAUCCCCUAUGUGAAGGCCAUUGACAUGUACCUGAUGGGGUGCUUUGUCUUUGUGUUCAUGGCCCUUCUGGAGUAUGCGCUGGUCAACUACAUCUUCUUUGGGAGGGGACCCCAACGCCAAAAGAAAGCAGCUGAAAAAGCUGCCAGUGCCAACAGUGAAAAGAUGCGCCUGGAUGUCAACAAGAUUUUUUAUAAAGAUAUUAAACAAAAUGGGACCCAAUAUCGAUCCUUGUGGGACCCAACUGGAAACUUCUCCCCAACUAGACGGACUACCAAUUACGAUUUCUCUCUGUAUACGAUGGACCCCCAUGAGAACAUUUUACUGAGCACUCUCGAGAUAAAAAAUGAAAUGGCCACAUCUGAAGCUGUGAUGGGACUGGGAGACCCCCGGAGCACCAUGCUGGCUUACGAUGCCUCCAGCAUCCAGUAUCGCAAACCUGGGUUGCCCAGGCAUAGUUUUGGCCGAAAUGCCCUGGAACGACACGUGGCACAAAAGAAAAGCCGCCUGCGAAGACGUGCCUCCCAACUGAAAAUCACCAUCCCCGACUUGACUGAUGUGAAUGCCAUAGAUCGGUGGUCCCGCAUAUUCUUCCCAGUGGUUUUUUCCUUCUUCAACAUCGUCUAUUGGCUUUACUAUGUGAACUAAAACAUAGCCUCUCACGGGAAGCAAGGACUAGAUUCCUCCUCAAACCAGUUGUACAGCCUGACGUAGGACUUGGAGAACACAUCAAUCCAGGACAAAAGUGAUGCUAAAAUACCUUAGUUGCUGGCCUAUCCUGUGGUCCAUUUCAUACCAUUUGGGUUGCUUCUGCUAAGUAAUGAAUACACUGAAGUCCUUGUGGUUUUCCAGUUAGAGUGCAAGUGAUUUGUACACAUGCUGACAAGAUUGAGUCUGAGUGUUCCACUUUAUCUGCUUAGUCUGCAGCCUACACAGAGGGGAGUUACCUAGAAGAUAUUCCUAGAAGGCUCGAUAGCACUGUCAGUCAUUUUGCUGAGAAGUGAUCAUAUCCAGAUACUUCCAUCUUCAUUCCUAAGGUUGGCAUGCUGUUGAGAUGGCACCAUGCUUAGAAAACAUUAUCCUCAAUGUCAUGUGAACAGGCUUAUGGAAGAUGGUCUGUACCUGUCUUAUUAAGGUGAUAACGGUGCCAUGGGAAGAUAAUUCCCACUGGAUUCUAGAAGGUUCUCGGGUAGUUCAAACAAGGUAGGGGGAGUCAAGACAGACUCAGGAAACCAACCUGGCCUGUUUCAGCUUGCUUGAGCACAGGGUAUCAACUGUGACAUCUUCCAUUUUGACAUUUAGAGACCAGGAGACUUCUAAAAGUUACUAUGUAUGGGGGCCAAAGAAAUUUUUCUAAAAAACUAUUUCCUAGAUGGUUAAAAGAAGAGUUAACAGCCCAGAGCAGAGUGGAAAAUCCAGAAAUAACUGUUGUAACAAAAUUAAAGCAAGCAAGCAUCAAGGCCCUUAUCAGCCCCACACAGCAUCUGGUCUAUACAUAUUGUGUUCAUUGGCAAAAGGUAGAACGAAACUUCUUUUUCCAAUCCCACAAACUUUUGACAGCAUACCUUCAGAGAUUUGUAUAUUUUAUGUAAUUAAAAGACAACCAUAAAAGAGAAAAGUUAGCCGAAUGAGAAUUACCAUAGAGGUAAGUAAGAUUGGAAGUCAUUUAAAUAUGCUAAUACAGAGCACAGACAAAAGCAAGCAAGCAGGUUGCUUUUCUACCACAGUGUCAGCUGUCUCUGCAACAUUUCCCUCUAAGUUUCUGUCUGAUUUUAAUAGGGAAUUUCAAAAGGAUUUGUUCGUUUCUUUAAAGGAUUAAUGAUCCUUUCCAGUUUUUCUUGCUUCUGAAAUUCUGAUUAUAUUCUUAAGAGACAAAGUAAGGCUUCAGAGAGAUUGAGCGAACUCUCUGUCUCCUUAUGUGCAAAGAAGUUCAUCCUUGUAUUUUACAUAGCAAACACUACUUCAAAGAUUAUGUGCACAAGUUAAUUGGUGGGUUUGUUAGGUUUGAGUUUUUUUCAAAAGGGUGCUUUCGUUAUAUAUGUUGCAAUCUCCCUAAUCAAGGAAAAUAUGAAAAUGAGUGGGAAAAUAGGAAACCAACAAAGCCACAUUAUCAUGAUGAAGGUUAUGAACCUCAGUUGAUACUGCAGAAAAAUAGCUAACCGAUCAUCAGGUAGGCACGAUGUAUAGUUGUUAUUCAAUUUUUAAAUUAUGUCAUUGUGCUUCUUGCUAUACGAAUUGGACACACACAUUUCCUAUUUGUACAGGAAGGAGAAUAAGCUAAUUUAUUUCUGUCAGUGUAAGGUUCGUAUUUUGCUUUUCUUGAAGAAAAUAGUGAAUUGCUAAAUUUUCCUUCAAGUUUGAUUUGAUUGAACUUUUUCUUGGAGGAUGACUUCGCUAUUUCUGUUUAAAAAAACAAAAAUCAUUUCCUUUCAGAGUAAUAUUCCUAAUUGUGCAUAGCCCAGUAUCUGCCGGUGGAUAAAAUGUUAUGUUUUCUUCCCCUAAUGAUUCAGCAGUUUGGAAUAUGAUAGAGCCAUGCUGACCUUCUAGUCCAAGUAUCCAAGAGAAAAGAAAAAAAAGAUUAGCACUUAACUUUGUAAAUUUGCCUCAAGAUCAGUUGAUAUUUUUCUCCCCCACCAGCACAGGGAACGGUGGCCCUUCUUUUAUUAUACACUUGAACACCUCUGAGUAUGAUCUUGGGGCAGAAUCCAAACAAGUUUCUGCCUAUAGGCUCAGAGUGGAGAUUCUUCAAGUUUCACCAGGGUCACACUUUCUCCUGGGCAAUCAUUUUGGGGCAUCACACUAAUAAAAGUUCCUGCCCUUUGUCUCCAGGGGUUAAAGUUUGCUUAGCAUAUAUCAGGAAGGAGCAUAUCAAUACCUCAGGUGCACAACUCCAAAACGCCAUUCUGGAAAGGUUUUUCUAGAGACAACUCAGAGCCCAACUCUAGAAGUGGGCUCUUAUUUGCAAUUAUCGCAAAAGCCAUAAAAAUCCUUGAUAUUGUCAUUUAAAAUUUUGAUAUUCAGAGACAUCAACAGAGUAAUCUAGAUCAAAGAGGAAAGAAGAAACUUAGCAGCAUGAGUGUCAAAAGCAUAUAACCAGGGAUUCAUUUCUGCUCCCAGUGAUGAGAAACUAGGAAAAGGAGAAAAGAUGGGACCUUAGAACAAAUGCCCUAGAGCAAAAUCCGUAUAUCAGCAUUCAAUAACCACGUAGGUAGAAACAAUUGAUCAUCCUGCCCAGAGGUAACAAUAGAUAUAGAAUGUGUUAUUAAACUACAUUUUUACUGGGGUUGAAUUGUAGUCACCAAAUUGGGGGAGGGUUGGGGAGGGUGCUAGAUCUCAUAACUCUACGAAGACCAGUCAGCUUGCUAUCCAAUGGUUAAAUUUAAGGACCACAAAAGUGUGUUCUGGAAAUUCUGAUGUGGUAGUACUAUCAGUUUAUACAUAUGCAUAUACUUUUUCUUUUUAUUAUGAAACAGCCAGAUAGCCAGCAAUUAAGGUGUUUUUCAUCUUUGUGAAAUUCAUAGGCAAAUUGUGACUCUAAAAUGCACAGCCUAAAUGAAAUAUUUGCUCUCAAUCUGUAUAUAUAUAGUACAUGACUGCUAGUAGGUAUGAAAUGCAUUUUCAGAAUUGAAAACUCAUGCAACAUAAUCAUGUGUUUGCAUAGGGAAUGUUACAGUUCUUUCCACUGCAAUUCACCAACGGGAAAAGACUUAAGCAGUGCCAUCUAGACCUUUUCUCUUCUCAUUUCUUCAAAAGCAGUGCUAAGUUAAAAAUAAUAAUAAUAAUAAAUAAUAAUAAUGGUUUAAGAACCAAAAUACUUUACAUUCUAGCAUUAGGAACACACACAAAAAAAAAACUGUUAGCUUCAAAAAGCACAAAACACAGACAAAGUUCAGUGGAAAGCAUAAUGGGAAAAUGAAUCGUGUUUAUUUUAAACAAGACCUGCAUUGAAUUGACAACUAAGACAAUUUUCAUUUUCUAUAGAUAACUGUGUUCCACUUUUUCAUUAAUUUCGUAUUCACCAACAAAAACAGCCAAAAUAUCAACAAACAAGAGGUAUGACAACAAUGUACAUGUAUAUAUGUGUAUAUAUAGAUCCAUAUAAACAUACAUACAUAUGUAUGCAUUCAUAUGUGGGAAAACGAGGAAUAAGCUAAUAUGUUUUCUUUCCUUCAUUAAGCCAGUGUAUGCAUAUUUUUAAUUUGGCCACCAACAAAUUCAAUGUUAAAACAAGUGAUACAGGGUACCGAGCAUUUCUCUAUCAGCAAAUCAAUACCUGCAGUUCCCACAAACCAUCGCACAGUUUGACACUAUCAUACUACUGUACCUCAGAACAUCGGCAAUUAACUAGUUCUCAGAUCGCUUGUCAACUUGCUCUCUCUUUCAAGGAAACAAAUAAUGUUGUCCAUUGGUGAUUUAAGAAUAAAAAUGUCUUAAGAAAACAGAAAAUGUUUUUAAAAAAUCCUUCUAGGAGGAGGAAAAAAAAAAUAGCUAAACCCCACCAUGUUGGUUAGGGCAAAUACUCUCAACUGUAGCAAUCACGCCAUUUUGCUAAGUGUACAGAGUCCAUGUAAUGUGAGCAGCCAUGACUUUCACUGAGCGUAUGUAAAUAUUGAAACAGAUUUCUUAAAUAUUUUUAACUUCUAAUUUGUAUUUUAUGGUAAGGCAAUGUGCUAAUUCUGUUUAUGGCUUAAGUUGAUGUGUUAUAAUAUUAUGUAAAUAAUUAAACAUGCUGUAAAUGAAUAGUCAGUAGAUACAAAUAAUUGUUUAGUUUUUUUCUUAAUUUUUGUUUAUUUUUUACUAAGUACAGUUACUGCAGUGCCCCAACAGAGUAAUUUAAACAUCAUUUUGCAUAAAUGGUUUGGAAUCCCAGACAGAAGGGUUUCAAUUUCCUGUUUCUCUCUCUCUCUCUCUCUCUCUCUCUCUCUCUCUCUCACACACACACACACACACACACACACACACACACACACUCACACGCACACGCACAUUCAACCACACAUACUCUUCCCCUUGCCUGUUCACUCACUCCUACUCUUGUCUCCUGUAUGGGAAACACAUAGUGUUUAUGUAGCGAAUGUAACAACGAAGAGAUAGCCUUAGAAAUGGCAAUGGGGAAAGCAAAAAUGAUUGAUAACUCGAAAGAGUUUUUUUAUGUGUCAGAGUUCAAGAAACCAAAGGUUGUAACUUAAAUCUCAGUUUUCAAAGAGUAAAAGUUUAUAUGGAUGGCACUACAGGAAAUAAAAAUGCUGAUUAUUCAUACCUGCUCCAGAAAUUUGUUAUACACAAUACAUACUAGAAGACUUUUUUUUUUAAAUAGUAGCAGUUUUGUCCUUAGAUAGUAUUCUUCCUUUCAACCAAAGACUCCAGAAGUAUUAAAAAACAAAAAAGGAAAGAAAAAAAGAGAAAAAUGAGGGAAAAUAAAAAAUAAAAAAAAAGACACUGCUUCACACCAAAGGUUUAAAAAACAUUUUCCAAAUACACUAAGAAAACUGUAAAAAAUAGUAAAGAGCCAAUAUAAUGCUAAUUAAGAUACUACCCUAAAGAAAUCAUGUAAGAAAAAGUAAAUAAAAGCAGCAGCACUCUUAAUAUUCGUUAUUUGGAAACUGAAGUAAAACAUUUCUGUAGAUAUAUGCGAAAUUCUGACGUUAGAUUUUAAUUUGCUUUGAGAAAUUCUUUUGUGAUAAAGGUAAAUAUGAUCCAAACUGAUGAAAAACAAAACUUGGUGUUUUUUAACUUUCACAAGCAAAUGUCUCUGUCCUGUCACAUGUUUACUAAUCGAUGCCCAUGUAUGUCCUUGUUCCAUCUGAAGCAAGUUGACACUUCUCUCAGCUUGUAUCUUUCCCUUUGCAGGUCAAUAAUUUGAGUUAAACCAUGGUCAGUCACUUUCAACAUUAUUAAUUCAAACAAGAUUGCAAAUAAUUUAAAUUCCAUCACUUUUUUAAAAUUUUUAUUUGCAUGGGUGUUUAAAUAGUUCUGUUGUGAAUAUUGUCCCUGCACAGUUCUGAUUUGUCCUUUUAUAAAAAGUGAUUCUAGUUUCUUCACAAUGUAGUGAUAAUCAGCCUUACUAAUUACCUUGUAGCCUUUCUUAUUAUGCACAUAAUGCACAUUUUUCCAAUGGCUAGAAAGUGCAAAACACAAGUGGAUAUCAUUGCAUUUAUUUUCAUGUUUUUUCUAAAAACAGGACUACUAAAAUCUCUGGGAUACAUGAGAUAGUAACAUAUGAGGAUUAUAGAUGAGUAGCCCAUAAGAAUUAUUUUCUUGAAUUUAAACGUAUGACAUUCAGUUUCAGCAUGUACAUAUAUAAUAAUGUUGGCUAGUGUGUAAUUCUUGAACUAAGAAAUAUAAAUAAAACUUAA
Molecule: messenger RNA, 7452 nt
Organism: Rhinolophus ferrumequinum (greater horseshoe bat)
Lineage: Eukaryota; Metazoa; Chordata; Mammalia; Chiroptera; Rhinolophidae
Gene: GABRB2
Product: gamma-aminobutyric acid type A receptor subunit beta2
Exons: 11
Coding region: 206-1744 (512 amino acids)
Biological process (GO): chemical synaptic transmission; nervous system process; monoatomic ion transmembrane transport
Cellular component (GO): neuron projection; GABA-A receptor complex; synapse
Molecular function (GO): neurotransmitter receptor activity; extracellular ligand-gated monoatomic ion channel activity; GABA-A receptor activity
Source: RefSeq, a predicted model, not a curated record